Messenger RNA from Paramecium pentaurelia, 1730 nucleotides. The record is from the annotation of a GenBank genome assembly. NCBI's taxonomy places the organism in Eukaryota, Ciliophora, Oligohymenophorea, Peniculida, Parameciidae.
AUGAAUAAAUACUCCCUAAGAUUUGACAAUCCUAAAAUGGAAGAACUUUAUUUUUAAGAUCAAUAUGAAGAAUUAUUUAAUUUUUAUACUUGGGCUUGCUGUUUAGGUACUAUAAGUGCAAUAUGUGUUUUUACCAUGGAAUUUAUUGUUCCAUUUGGGUUUGGUUUUUGGAAAUAUACAUUGAUUAUUAUUCCAUUAGGCUUUGGAUUCAGUCAUAAAUUAAUAAAAAUGUUUCCCUAAUAUUUUAAUUAUGUUUUGGCUAUGAUGAAUAUUUCCUUAGGAGGAUUAAUAUUCAUUCUACUUUAUUUUUUUUCCAACUCUAAUUUACUAUUUUUGGCAGGAUAAACCGUCGCAAUGAUUCAAUAUAGUUUGCUUUUGGGUUCAAAUAUUAUUACAAACAUAUUAGUUUUGUUAAUAAAUUAGAUAGGAUUGAUGAUAUUAAGUUCAAUAGUUCAAAACUACUUUAAUUCAUUAUAACUAAUGUUUAUAUUAGCAUUGGUGCUAGUGCUAAAAUCAAUUUGGAGUAGUGAAAAGAUGAAAAGAUCAUUUUUUUUAUUGAAGUAUCAAAACAUUCAACUUCAUAAAUAAUUAGACAAUGUAUUUUAAUUAAAAAUAUUAAGAUGUAAAUUUGAUAAAAAAUUAAAUUAAAUAAAGUUAAUAAAUAUUAAUAAACAAGCUGAAAAAAUAAUUUAAGAUUAAAAACAAUUCAUUUAAUUUAUUAGACAAUAUACUAUUGCUUAAAUUAGAUCCCUCUCAUAACCAAUUCAAAUGUUUACAAGUUAACGUCAUAUUUAAAGAACAUAAACAUUAGAAUAAGUACUUUACAGUAUGCUGGUAGGAGAUGAUAAAGAGAAAUCAUCUGAAAUUUAUUCUGAAGUCACUAAAAUAGCAUUUAGAAUUUGUAUAUAUAAAAUUAUAGAAAAAAAUUAAGUUCAUUUAAUUGUGUUACUUUAAGAAGAUUCAGAAUAUUAAAAGAUAUUAAAAUUAAAUAAAGAAGUAAAGAAAAAGAAUCGCAAUCAGAAAUUAUUAAUGACAUGUCUUGAAAAUGCAAAAAAAUCUUUAUAAAUAUUAAAGUAUCUGACAAUAGAAAUUAUUGAAAAAAAACAAAAAAUGCAUUAAAAUUCUUAAAUGAACAUUAAAAUUAUUAAAAUACUCUCUAUUUCUUAAAGUAUUUUAUUUAAAUCUGUUCAUGGUUAUUAUAAUGUUCUUAUUCUUAAUAAAAUGCAACAAUAAUUAUAAGAGAUCAUAUAAUUUGACAUAGAGAUGUUGUCUAAUGAUGUAAGAAAACUUAGAAGUGUAUUUUGCAACAUAAAAUAAUUGCCUAUUAAUUAUGAAGGUGAUAAUUUAAAAUGUGAAUCAAAUUAUGUAUUAACAUUAUAAUUGAUUCUGAAUUUACUUCAAGAUUCAUUUUGUGAUAGAACUUAUGAAAAUGUUUUGAUUAAAGUAGAUUAUUUAUAUAUUUAUAGACUUAAUUAUAAUAACAAGAAAAAACUAAAGUGAUUAACUAUAAGGUCUAUCUAUUUAUUAAUGAAAAAACUGAGAGAGUUUGUAUUCCACUAAAUAGAAUUAUGAUCAAUUAAUUUAGUUAACUCAAGAAAAUAAACAAAAAGAUAAUGGAAAUUAUUGGAUGGAGUAAUUUAAUAACGAUAACUCAGGGAACAAAUUUUGACUUAAUUGAAUUUUGUCUUUUACAUUCUCUUAAGGAGUUUAAAGAAGCUAUGAAAAGAUGA